AUGGGCUCAGAGAACACCGAGACAGGCAGCCCCAGGACUCUUGCCUCCAACUACAUCUUGUUGCCCGUCUCCUUUUACUCUGCUGGACCAGUCCACCUCCCCCUUCCCUCUCCCCUGGCCUUCGUGCCCUCCCUCCGCUUUCCUCCCACCCUCACCCAAGGCAGCCUGCCUUGUGCCCCCUGGUGCCUCCCCAACCCCUCUCACAGGGUCCAGGCCCCCAGAGGGACAGGGCCCCUCUGUCCUGAGGUUCAGACAGCCUUCCUGGGAUGGAGAGCGGCUGCGGCCUCCAGCUGCAGGGGUGGGAAGGGCAGGCUCCCCUUCCCCGCUGACCCUGCCGGCUCACCCUGCCUGUCCCUCCUGCAGGUACUUCCUGGACUCUACCUCGGAAACUUCAUUGAUGCCAAAGACCCGGAUCAGCUGGGCCGAAAUAAGAUCACUCACAUCAUCUCCAUUCAUGAGUCACCUCAGCCUCUGAUACAGGGCAUAACCUACCUUCGCAUCCCAGUAGCCGACAACCCUGAGGUACCCAUCAAAAAGCACUUCAAAGAAUGUAUCAACUUCAUCCACUGCUGCCGCCUCAACGGGGGGAACUGCCUUGUGCACUGCUUUGCAGGCAUCUCUCGAAGCACCACCAUCGUGACAGCGUAUGUGAUGACUGUGACGGGACUAGGCUGGCGGGAAGUGCUCGAAGCCAUCAAGUCCACCCGGCCCAUUGCUAACCCCAACCCAGGCUUUAGGCAGCAGCUUGAAGAGUUUGGCUGGGGUACUUCCCGGAAGCUUCGCCGGCAGCUGGAGGAGCGCUUCGGAGAGAGCCCGUUCCGCGACGAGGAGGAGAUGCGCUCGCUGCUGCCGCUGUGCAGGGGCUGCCGGCAGGGUGGCCCCCGCUGUCGCCCAGAGCUGACCCCCAGCCCUGCAUCCCCGAUGGCCGGCGACCCCUGGCGGAGGGAAGAAGGGAAGGUCCCCGACGGCGGACGACAGGCGGCGGGGUCCGGGGGGCCCCUGCGGCUCCGGGACUGGCUGGUGUUGCAGGUCGAGAGCGGGAGCUACCCGGGGUUGUGCUGGGAGGACGAGGGCAAGACCCUCUUCCGCAUCCCCUGGAAGCACGCGGCCAAGCAGGGGUACCAGGCGCAGCAGGACGCGGCGCUCUUCAGGGCCUGGGCCAUACACAAGGGCAAGCACCUGGAGGGCACUGACAAGGAGGACCCCUCUACCUGGAAGACACGGCUUCGCUGUGCUCUCAACAAGAGUGUGGACUUCCGUGAGGUGCGUGAGCGCAGCCAGCUGGACAUCUCCAACCCCUACAGGGUCUACCAGAUUGUCUCGGACAGUGCCCAUGGCCCAGUUUCCAGGGCUCAUGCUUCCUUUGAAGAGAAGGGCGUUCUCCAGAGCCAGCAGGAGCCCCUUAGAGAAGUGAUGGAGUCCGCCUGCAGGACAGACCAGGCUGGCUCCGGAUUAGCCACCGAGGAUGAGGACAGGGAGCAGCCCCCCAGGCUGGCCCGGCAGGGCUCAUUGGCACCGGCUGCCUUGCUCCUGGGCCCUCUGGCUGACCACAGGUACCAGGCUCAGGACCCCUCACACUUCUGGAGCCCUUUGCCCUCUGAGGACUUCAGCAACCCCGAUUGCUGGCUGCACGUGCGGCUGUUCUAUGGGGCGGAGCUGGUGCUGGAAAUAGGCUAG
Messenger RNA from Myotis davidii, 1677 nucleotides. It is a transcript of the gene DUSP15, whose product is annotated as dual specificity phosphatase 15. Gene Ontology annotation, biological process: protein dephosphorylation; regulation of transcription by RNA polymerase II; immune system process. Gene Ontology annotation, cellular component: nucleus. Lineage: Eukaryota; Metazoa; Chordata; Mammalia; Chiroptera; Vespertilionidae. The transcript is spliced from 15 exons. The coding region runs from base 1 to 1677 and encodes 558 amino acids. Gene Ontology annotation, molecular function: DNA-binding transcription factor activity, RNA polymerase II-specific; protein tyrosine/serine/threonine phosphatase activity; RNA polymerase II cis-regulatory region sequence-specific DNA binding. The record is from RefSeq and is a predicted model, not a curated record.